Messenger RNA from Passer domesticus (house sparrow), 1720 nucleotides. RefSeq names its product solute carrier family 2 member 2 (gene SLC2A2). The transcript has 11 exons. The record is from RefSeq and is a predicted model, not a curated record. Gene Ontology annotation, biological process: D-glucose transmembrane transport. NCBI's taxonomy places the organism in Eukaryota, Metazoa, Chordata, Aves, Passeriformes, Passeridae. Gene Ontology annotation, cellular component: brush border; membrane. Bases 156 to 1718 code for a protein of 520 amino acids.
CCCAUCUCUCCAAGCACCAGCCCGUUUUCCUGCCUCCAUCCCAGCUCUGCUGUCCUUCCUUCCCUGCCCAAGCCUUCACCUUGCUCUGCAGCCCAGGACAGUGACUGUUCCCAGACGGAGAGCGGAGGAGCAGCAGGGUGGAUGAGAGAAGGAAAAUGCAGACAGAGAAGCACCUCACAGGAACACUGGUCCUCUCCGUCUUCACUGCGGUUUUGGGCUUCUUCCAGUAUGGCUACAGCCUGGGGGUCAUUAAUGCCCCCCAGAAGGUGAUAGAAGCGCACUACGGGCGCGUGCUGGGCAUUGUGUCCCCAGACAGAUACUCCACCAAUGCCUCCGGGGAGGAUGGCACGUUCCUCCAGGCUGGCACAGAGGGCACACUCCCAGCUCCGACUGACGGCAGCGAGGAGCUCGCUGCCUCCCCACACAUCCUCACCAUGUACUGGUCCCUGUCCGUGUCGGUGUUUGCUGUUGGAGGCAUGGUCUCCUCCUUCACCGUGGGCUGGAUCGGCGACCGGCUCGGGAGAGUGAAAGCCAUGCUGGUGGUGAACGUCCUCUCCAUUGCUGGGAACCUCCUCAUGGGGCUGGCGAAAUUUGGGCCAUCCCACAUCCUCAUCAUCUCCGGGAGAGCGGUCACGGGGCUGUACUGCGGGCUCUCCUCGGGACUCGUGCCCAUGUAUGUCAGCGAGGUCUCUCCCACGGCCCUGCGAGGAGCGCUGGGGACGCUGCACCAGCUCGCAAUCGUCACAGGCAUCCUCUUCAGCCAGAUCCUUGGACUAGACUUUCUUCUGGGCAAUGACGAGAUGUGGCCCCUGCUGCUUGGCCUGUCUGGCGUGGCUGCCCUGCUGCAGUUCUUCCUGCUCUUACUGUGCCCUGAGAGCCCUCGAUAUCUUUACAUCAAACUGGGGAAGGUGGAGGAAGCUAAAAAAAAUUUGAAAAGGCUCAGAGGAAACUGUGAUCCAAUGAAAGAGAUUGAAGAGAUGGAAAAGGAAAAGCAAGAAGCUGCUAGUGAAAAGAAAGUCUCCAUAAGACAGCUUUUCACCUCUUCCAAGUACAGGCAGGCUGUCAUUGUGGCACUGAUGGUGCAAAUAUCCCAGCAGUUCUCAGGAAUCAAUGCGAUCUUUUACUACUCCACAAACAUUUUCGAGAGAGCUGGGGUUGACCAACCAGUUUAUGCAACCAUCGGUGUUGGAGUGGUGAACACGGUCUUCACUGUUAUCUCUGUCUUGCUGGUGGAGAAGGCGGGCAGGCGGUCCCUGUUCCUGGCAGGUUUGAUGGGCAUGUUAGUCAGCGCCGUGGCCAUGACAGUUGGGCUUGUGCUCCUGAGCCAGUUUGCCUGGAUGAGCUACGUCAGCAUGGUCGCAAUCUUCCUCUUCGUCAUCUUCUUCGAGGUGGGGCCCGGGCCCAUCCCCUGGUUCAUCGUGGCCGAGCUGUUCAGCCAGGGCCCGCGCCCUGCCGCCAUCGCCGUCGCCGGCUUCUGCAACUGGGCCUGCAACUUCAUCGUGGGCAUGUGUUUCCAGUACAUAGCGGAUCUGUGUGGACCAUACGUGUUUGCAAUCUUCGCGGGUCUGCUCCUCAUCUUCUUGCUGUUUGCGCACUUCAAAGUGCCGGAGACGAAAGGAAAGUCCUUUGAGGAGAUUGCAGCUGUGUUCCGCCGCAAGAAGCUCUCGGCCAAAGCCAUGACUGAGCUGCAGGACCUGCGACGCAGCGAGGAGGCAUAGAC